This is a messenger RNA of Falco peregrinus (peregrine falcon), 2134 nucleotides long. RefSeq names its product interferon regulatory factor 1 (gene IRF1). Bases 142 to 1098 code for a protein of 318 amino acids. The record is from RefSeq and is a predicted model, not a curated record. Gene Ontology annotation, biological process: regulation of transcription by RNA polymerase II; immune system process. NCBI's taxonomy places the organism in Eukaryota, Metazoa, Chordata, Aves, Falconiformes, Falconidae. The transcript has 10 exons. Gene Ontology annotation, molecular function: DNA-binding transcription factor activity, RNA polymerase II-specific; RNA polymerase II cis-regulatory region sequence-specific DNA binding. Gene Ontology annotation, cellular component: nucleus.
GCCGCCGCGUUAUACCCGAGGGCGCGCCCCGCGGGCGGCAGAGGCCGGUCGGCGGGCAGCGGGCGCGGACGGCUCGGCUCGGCUUACCGCAUCGCUGCACAGGCUUGCACGGCUCGGCACUACACGGCACAGCCAGACAACAUGCCAGUGUCAAGAAUGCGCAUGAGGCCCUGGUUGGAAAUGCAGAUUAAUUCCAAUCAAAUACCAGGACUGAUAUGGAUUAACAAGGAUAAGAUGAUGUUUCAAAUCCCAUGGAAGCAUGCAGCUAAGCAUGGCUGGGACAUGGAGAAAGACGCCUGCCUUUUCCGGAGCUGGGCCAUUCAUACAGGAAGGUAUAAAGUAGGUGAGAAAGACCCUGAUCCGAAAACCUGGAAGGCAAACUUCCGCUGUGCUAUGAAUUCACUGCCUGACAUUGAAGAAGUGAAGGAUAAAAGCAUCAACAAAGGCUCCAGUGCUGUCAGGGUUUACAGGAUGCUGCCGCCCUUGACAAAGGAUCAGAAGAAAGAAAGGAAGUCGAAGUCUUCAAAAGAAGCAAGAAACAGGAGCAAGAGAAAGUUGUAUGAAGACAUGAAGACGGAGGAGUCGACAGAAAGACUAACCAACACUCCUCUGCCAGAUGACCACAGUGGCUACACCGUUCAGGACUACGUGGGGCAGGAAGUGGAGGUGGAGAGCACGGCCAUCACCUUAGACCUCUCCUCGUGCGAGGUGAGCGGCUCCCUGACUGACUGGAGGCCACCGAUGGAAAUCAGCAUGGCUGACAGCACCAACGACCUCUACCAGCUCCAGGUGUCCCCCCUGCCUUCGUCCUCAGAAGUCACAGAUGAAGAUGAAGAAGAAAUGAACUCGGACAUUUUUAAGCUGUUUGAACCAGCCCAAGACUGGCGUGCCACCAGUGUUGGGGGGAAAGGCUUCCUCACCAACGAGCCGGGCACGCAGACCAUGUGCAGCACUUACAACUACAAGGAGCAGGACGGGGAGAUCGACACAACCUCAGGAGAGCUGGAGGUCAGGUUCUUCGACCAGAAAAGCUGCCUAGACUUCUCCUGGCUGGACACAGUGAGACCUACCAUGCAGGUCAUUCCUUGUGGCUUGUAAACCCCUGGCUUCUUCCCACCACGAACUGCUCUUGGGUAGAAACUCUGACAAGCCUGAAGAGAUGGAAGAGGUUGUUUGUUACUGACUGAGCAAAGAAAGUAGCUUUUAUAUUCCGUUUAACUUUUAGGCCUGAAAAGGUUAGCAAGAAAAACGCCAUUAUAAAUUAAAAAAAAAAAAAAAAAGAAAAAAAAAAAAAGAAUCCAAUCUCACUAGCAGGACUCUUGGCAGUGAAGAUGCUCAGCCACAGUGUGCACCUUGUCAUCACUUGGGAGCUGAAGCUUUUUUGCUGGGAAGGUUGCCAACGUGCCAUGGGGUCUGACCUGGUAGGGUGCUGCCAAAUGGUACCCCGCUGUGCUGGAGGCCUGGGGAAGAGGUUACCAUCCUCCCCGUGUGAGAUGUGAUGAGCACUUUACUCAUGGAGUGCUUAGGAGAGAUGCUGCUAGGAGAGCCUCUUACCUGUUAGUUUCAGUUGCUGCUUACCUGUGCAACACUGGUGACAGUGAGCUUAAUGACUGUCAUUACACUUAAGAAAAAUUGCACUAAUUGGCACUGUCUUCUUUGAUUUACUCCAUUGCAUAGUUCACCUUUCAGAUCUUUCAACUUUAAACUGUAAAUAAUUAGACCAAUAAAAUGUGAAAAUUCAGUUUAGGCUUUGCUUCCACAUUACCCAGGUCUACUCAUAGGAUGUUAUCUGCUCAUAGACACGCCAUAUCUAUUUCCACAUAAUAGUUGAAGAGCUGCUGCAUGAAACAAUUUUUGCACUGAUGGGGCAGAGCUCUUUAUUUAUACCAUGCCUUUCCGAGAUCCCUUCUCGCACUCUGCUGGGACACCCACAGUACUGUAUGCAGCAAGCGGUAACACCCUGCAGACUCACCCCGGACCUGCACCUGCAGGAGAGUGCAGAAUGGAAGGUUCUAGUUUGUGUGUAACACAUAGGAACCAAAUCACUAAGCUGUAAUAGACUAUUUUCAUGUACAUUUUAUUUUUGUAUAUAAAGUCAUGUAUAUUUGUUUUAAUAAAAAUGUUUUAUAUAUGA